Messenger RNA from Ilex paraguariensis (yerba mate), 1233 nucleotides. Lineage: Eukaryota; Viridiplantae; Streptophyta; Magnoliopsida; Aquifoliales; Aquifoliaceae. The record is from the annotation of a GenBank genome assembly.
AUGGCGUUCAUUGGUAAAAAUAUUCUAACAGAAAAGCUUGUUAAGGUGGGUGCAGAUAAUCUUAUUACUGCAAUGGUGGAGUUGAGGCUAGCAUUAUUUCAAAACAACAGAGGUCAGUUAAUCAAGGGAGUUAAUGAUCUUCCAUUAUGGAUAAUCUCAGAUAUUCUAUCUAGGCUUCCUUUAGAAUCGAUCUUGACAUGCAGAAUUGUUUGCAAGAGUUGGUAUUGCGUGACUCGACAUGACUGUUUCAUCAAGUUGCAACUCAGUAGGUCAAAAAAUCGACUUAUCCUUGAACCACUACGUUGGGGAGGGUCAAUCUUUAAUAUAAGUCAACUACCUGUGGUUGAUAUUGACGAAUGCAUAACUAGGCAGAUCCCAGUCGAGAAAGUGCCUUGGGAAGACUUCCAAAUCCUGUCUUCUUGCAAUGGUUUGCUCUGCAUUAAAGCUUGGAAUGGCAGGCCAGAUCCUCUGUGCAUCUACAACCCUAUUACAGGAGAGCAGAUGAUUUUGCCGUCAGGUUCAAGACGCCUGCCGUCGAGUUAUAUGGUUAGUUUGGGCUUUGAUUCCUCAACUGGAAAGUAUAAAGUUGUUCGGAAACGUGGAAUUAGAAAAGGUAAGGAAGUCAGCAGGUUUGAGAUUAUUUCCCUUGGAGAAAGUUCAUGGAGAGAAUUAGAUGUCCCCAUGCUUGAUUGGCAGGCAAGUAGUGUGGUAUUCUGCAAUGGGGUGUUUUACUGUCAAAUGCUGAACAGAAUUUCUCCUAAUUAUUGGAGUAUCCACAUCCUUGCUAUUGAUGUCAGUGAUGAGAAGUUUCAAGUCAUCUCUUUCCCCGACAAUUUUUCACGCCCUCGGCCAUAUGUGGAUAUGAUGGAUUUGGAGGGAAGUCUGACUUUAGCAGAGCAUGAUAGGCAUCUGAUGAAAAUAUGGAGAGUAACAGGAAACAAGGUUGGAGAUUUUUCAUUGAGUCGCCAACAGCGAUAUGAUACUAGUGUUAAGUGGACUUCUAACUUGCACUAUGAAACGAUUGGUAAAUUUAAUGACGAAAGUUACUUAUUAUGGGUGACCACUCGAAACCAUUCCAUAAGGGAUCUGUUCACUCAUUUUUCCCCUGAAGCACCAGAAGGGACUGAAAUGUACUCGCCUCUGAACAUCCCCGACCUUCCUCACUGCUUCAAGAAUUUCUGGUUCAAACCUAGCUUUGUUUCUCCUCUUGCAGCUGCACUAUGUUGGAGCUAG